AUGGGAAAACGCAAGAAAUCCUCUAGAAAACCAGCUGCGGCCACAGCGGCAAGGAGGAGGGAGCCAUUAGAUACUGCCUUCACUUGCUUGUUCUGUCAUCAUGACAAGUCCGUGACAGUGAGAGUCGACAGAAAAGAGGGCAUCGCCCAGCUAGUGUGCAGAGUGUGCGACCAGCGGUAUCAGAGCAAAGUUAACCACUUGACUGAGCCUGUGGAUAUCUAUUCAGAAUGGCUAGACGCUGCUGAUGCGGCACAGAAAGAAGAUCACGGCACUCGCAGACCAGCUGCUUCAUCAAGUAGACCAGCUCCCGCACCACCUUCCGUCGGGAGUGAUGAUGAUUGA
Molecule: messenger RNA, 342 nt
Organism: Suillus fuscotomentosus
Lineage: Eukaryota; Fungi; Basidiomycota; Agaricomycetes; Boletales; Suillaceae
Product: transcription elongation factor Elf1 like-domain-containing protein
Exons: 3
Coding region: 1-342 (113 amino acids)
Biological process (GO): transcription elongation by RNA polymerase II
Cellular component (GO): transcription elongation factor complex
Molecular function (GO): RNA polymerase II complex binding
Source: RefSeq, a predicted model, not a curated record